Messenger RNA from Wasmannia auropunctata (little fire ant), 3189 nucleotides. RefSeq lists its product as uncharacterized. Lineage: Eukaryota; Metazoa; Arthropoda; Insecta; Hymenoptera; Formicidae. The transcript has 3 exons. The record is from RefSeq and is a predicted model, not a curated record. Gene Ontology annotation, molecular function: sequence-specific DNA binding. Bases 647 to 2524 code for a protein of 625 amino acids.
AAUAAUAUCGAUUUUUCCGAAUUUUAGUCUUUAGAAAUAAAGACUUUGAAGUGCUCUCUCAAUUUUAAUUUUCGUCACAUAAAAGAGAGUUUGAUUAAAAAGGUACAACGAUAGGAUAUUUUGAAGACUUGAGCCAAGUAAGAGUUCUGUCUUAAAAUUCAGAAGUUAAUUUCUGCAAAUUUUACUGCAAACUCCAAAGAGGAAGAACUUCUUCGAAAAGAAAAUCUUCAAUCAGAAAGUAUUCGAUUGUAAAUUAUGAGAAAGACUUUUAAUUUGAAAUUUUUUUGAUUUUUGAGAAUAAUUCUACUUGUGUUGCAAGAGAAAAAAAUUUGAUAGCCAUUUAACAGUUUCAAACUUCGAGAAGGAAGGAUUUGAAGACUUAAUCUUUGACAAUUCAACUGUAAGUGAGGAAAGAGAUUUACUUUGAAAUCGACUUUACCUGUAACCUAUGGAUAGAAACGUUUUGAGAAUUUCUUUAUAUUUGUGGGCCGUUACUUCAACUAUGAAGAGAAAGGAUCGAAAAACCAUAUUUUCAAGCUAAAACUUAAAUGAGAAUGAAAGAUUUAAGAGCCAAUCUUUCAGAUUUAUAACUUCAAUUUUAAACAAAUCAGAUUUAUUUGCUUUUAAGAAUUAUUAUAUUCCAAUCAUGCCACAUCCUUGCGUUGUUUGUGGCCGUUCACGCAUGAAUCCCAACAAUCGCGAGGAAGAGUAUAUGUUUUUCGGCUUUCCAGUGAACGAUGAAGCUCGUUGUUGUCGUUGGUUAGAGUUCUGCGGUCGUGAGGACCUCUACAAACUUACAAAAAAGCAGCUUCUUCAGCGUAUGGUCUGCUCGAAGCAUUUCCGACCCCAAGAUUUCGUUAAUGAAUACACGGACCGUUUAAAUUUCACCGCAGUUCCGUCGGUUUACGAUCCUAAGCAGAGUUUAUACAAUAUAACAUGUGUUCUUUGUCGAAGAACACGAAGGGAUCCACCUGCAGCGGAUUAUGAUGGAACGACCUUUCACCACUUUCCUGGAGAAGAAUUCCGCUGCCUCAAAUGGUUGGACUUUGUUGGAGUCGACUCUUAUUACAGGCUAACAAGAAAGGAAAUUCUUUACUGCUAUAUCUGUUCCAAACAUUUCGAUCGUUCCCAAUUUGUCCCAGAAUACAAGGGAAGAUUAAUGGAGAAUGCAGUUCCGAAUAUUCGUGAUCCAGAUCAAUUGAGCCAAGCGGAACUAUCUAUUACUGAGUUGCCGACUAAACCAAAGCUUUUCAGUUCUCCAGAUAAGUGUAAAAAGUUGGAGCCACUGCCUGUUAAAAUAUUGGAAAGCCAAGCUUGUGCAGCUUGUGGUCGGUUAAGAUCGGAUCCGAGGAAUAAGAUUGAACGUUACAAAUUCCAUCCAUUCCCGGCAUACGAAAUAGGCCGAUGUUUGCGUUGGUGUCAAUUCUUGGGCCGGGAAGAUUUACUCAAAAUGUCGCCUAAUCAAAUACGCAAACUCGUACUUUGUUCGAAACAUUUUCAGACCGGCCAAAGCUUCCAUAAAGUUGGUCCAUGCGAUGCGGUACCCACGAUUAAGGACGUUUCUGAAUCUGAAAAUAUUAUAGAGCAAAAUGAAGAGGAUCAGGAUCUCGGAGAAGAUAGCAAAGACCCUUCCAAGGGUCUUAAACGUCGCAGGCCACUGGUGUCCAGCAAGAAACCCAAAAUCGACAACAAACCUACGCCAUUGGCAAAGAAACGAGGAAAAUCCAGGAGACCUACUUCCAUUAAUAUUCCUAGGCUUCUUCCCAAUAAUUUGGAGAAUCAAAUGAUCAGAAAAUUACCUCUUCCGUCUACAACCAAUUGGAAGAUCCAGUUAGGAGAUCAAUUGCAGCCGAUUACAAUUAAUAAUAUCUCUUCGAAUGUGACUAAUCAGGCAAAUUUUAAGAAGAUUAUAAUGCCAUUUACUGGCGAUUUAGCAAGUCUUGGUACUCCGAUACCAGUUGAAAGUUUAUCAAGUAUUCCUCCGGGGCUGCUGAUCAAAAUAAAUUUGCCAGAACAAGAACAACAGCAACCGCAACAACAGCAGAAAUUAUCAAAAGUGAAGAAGCAAAACAAGAAGGUGACAAAUAAUUCAAAUGAACAAAUUCGGGAAAAAAAUAAUGGCCAAAAAAUAACUCCUGUUAGUAUAGUGCAUGAUACGAAACAAAUUAAAAAUAUAACAGAACUUAUAUCAAUGUCUUCAGAACCUGUAAUUGAGACUUUAAAUACUAAUAAAAUAGAAAUGCAGGACGAAGUGAUUUCGAACUCCUUGAAGAUUAUAAAUGUUCAAGGUGGAGUACAGGUAAAGGAAGAGUGUUUCGAGAGGUCGGAGGAGAAAAAAAUUCCAAAGAAGAAGGUAAAGCGACAGAAGAAAAUCACGAGGACCAUGAAAAGAACUAUGUUUCCUAUCAAGAAUGAGAUUAAAUAUUUCUUGAAAAAAAUGACACCGCUAAUGCGUCGGCUACCGACACAAGCUAGGGCGACAAUGAAAUUAUCAAUCGUUAACAUGGUAAUUGAUCAACUCUGAAAUUAUAAAUAUGUAUUCUAAAAUCAAGAAGCAUAUAUUUUGAAAUUAAUUUUUCAUAAUUUUACUGAUCAAAAAACGAAAUCUAUAAAUAAUAUUGUUGGAAUUUACAUUUUUUCGAAAACAAAUAUCUAAUACAUUUUCUUAAUGAGAUAAGUUCUUUAAUUAGUUGUUGUCAUAUUUGAUAACAUUCAAGAAUCUUCUAAAAAGAACCCCGUACAAAAAAAACAAGGAUUUUUAGCUCUCGAUGAAAUUAGCUGAAACUGUAAUGUUAUAGUUUUUUUAAAGGAAUUAGGGCUCCUAAGAAUAAAUCUAAGAUAUCGAAGUAGUAGCCAAAUGUGAAUUGAUACAGAUGUGGAUGUAUAAUAAUUUUUAUUAUUACAAUAUCUAACCACAUACGAAUUGUGCGUCGCAAUUUUGUCGGUUUGAAACAUGAAUCCAAUAGAUUCGUAGCAAAUAUAUAUAUAUAUAUAUAUAUAUAUAAUCGAAUUCGUAGCAAAGAAAACUAAUCAUUUUCAAGUUUGUACCUCAGAAAACUUUUGAUCAGUGAGCCAAGAUCUAUAACGUACUACAGUUUCAGCCAAUUUCAUCGAAGAUCAAAAACCCUUGAUUUUGUGCGGAGUCCUUUAUUUAUUUAUUUGAACAACGUAAGCGAUUGAAAAUACCGC